This is a messenger RNA of Solanum stenotomum, 2405 nucleotides long. Its product is annotated as boron transporter 1-like. The coding region runs from base 83 to 2245 and encodes 720 amino acids. NCBI's taxonomy places the organism in Eukaryota, Viridiplantae, Streptophyta, Magnoliopsida, Solanales, Solanaceae. The record is from RefSeq and is a predicted model, not a curated record. Gene Ontology annotation, biological process: transmembrane transport; monoatomic ion homeostasis; monoatomic anion transport. Gene Ontology annotation, cellular component: plasma membrane. The transcript is spliced from 12 exons. Gene Ontology annotation, molecular function: solute:inorganic anion antiporter activity.
GACAAAAUUCUUAUCAAAUUCUGUAAGUUAAAGAAGAGAUUUCAUUUGACGGUGUCUAAUAUUAAUUCUCAUACCUGAUUACAUGGAAGAAUCAUUUGUGCCUUUUCGCGGAAUCAAGAAUGAUCUUCAUGGACGUCUAUUGUGCUACAAGCAAGAUUGGACUAGUGGGAUUAAGGCUGGCUUCAGGAUCUUGGCACCCACUACAUACAUUUUCUUUGCCUCAGCAAUUCCAGUUAUUUCAUUUGGCGAGCAGCUGGAGAGAAAUACCGAUGGAAUUUUAACUGCUGUUCAAACAUUAGCAUCAACUGCAAUUUGUGGAAUUAUACAUUCCAUUAUUGGCGGUCAACCUUUGUUGAUCUUAGGAGUUGCUGAACCAACUGUAAUAAUGUAUACAUUCAUGUUCAACUUUGCUAAACAGAGACCUGAUUUGGGUCCUGGUCUCUUUCUAGCUUGGACUGGUUGGGUAUGUGUCUGGACCGCGAUUUUGCUUUUCUUGUUGGCAAUUUUAGGAGCUUGCUCCAUCAUUAACAGGUUUACUCGUUUGGCUGGAGAACUAUUUGGCAUGCUUAUUGCAAUGCUCUUCAUGCAGCAAGCUAUUAAAGGCCUGGUAGAUGAGUUUCGUGUUCCAAAAAGAGAUAAUCCUCAUUUAACCGAGUUCAUGCCUUCGUGGAGAUUUGCUAAUGGAAUGUUCGCGUUGGUUCUCUCAUUUGGCCUACUGCUAACUGCUUUGAAAAGCCGAAAAGCAAGAUCAUGGCGAUAUGGAACAGGUUGGCUUCGUAGUCUUAUUGCAGACUACGGUGUGCCACUUAUGGUUGUAGUUUGGACAGCUGUCUCCUAUAUACCAUCUGAAAGUGUUCCUGAAAGAAUUCCAAGACGCCUUGUCAGCCCAAACCCAUGGUCACCCGGUGCUUAUGAGAAUUGGACUGUUAUCAAGGACAUGCUAAAUGUACCAGUUCUCUACAUACUCGGUGCUUUUGUUCCUGCAACGAUGAUUGCUGUGCUUUACUAUUUUGAUCACAGUGUAGCAUCCCAAUUAGCUCAGCAGAAAGAGUUCAAUCUCAGAAAGCCAUCAUCUUUCCAUUAUGACUUGCUUCUUUUGGGGUUCUUGACACUAAUGUGCGGCCUUGUUGGUAUUCCUCCAUCAAAUGGUGUGAUCCCACAAUCCCCAAUGCAUACAAAAAGUCUGGCCACUCUUAAGCACCAAUUGCUUCGUAACAGAUUAGUCGACACAGCACGCAAAAGUAUGCAGAAAAAUUCAAGCUUGGGACAACUAUAUGGGAAUAUGCAGGAAGCGUAUCAACAGAUGCAAACUCCUCUGAUCUACCAGGAGCCAUCAGCUAGAGGUCUGAAGGAGUUAAAAGAAUCAACAAUUCAGUUAGCAUCAAGCAUGGGACACAUCAAUGCUCCUGUGGAUGAAACCAUUUUCGACGUUGAGAAGGAAAUUGAUGAUUUGUUGCCUGUUGAAGUGAAAGAACAGCGCGUUAGUAACUUGCUUCAAGCCACAAUGGUUGGGGGAUGUGUUGCUGCUAUGCCAGUUCUCAGAAUGAUUCCAACCUCAGUACUUUGGGGAUAUUUCGCGUACAUGGCCAUUGAAAGUCUACCAGGCAAUCAAUUCUGGGAGAGAAUAUUACUACUAUUCACUGCACCAAGCAGACGAUACAAAGUUCUAGAGGACUAUCAUGCUACUUUUGUAGAAACUGUUCCUUUCAAGAGCAUAGUAGCAUUCACAAUAUUCCAAACACUAUACUUGCUUGCUUGCUUUGGCAUUACAUGGGUUCCAAUCGCCGGGCUCCUUUUUCCUCUCUUGAUCAUGCUUUUGGUUCCUGUGAGACAAUACAUACUGCCUAGGUUUUUCAAAGGGGCACACCUUCAAGAUUUAGAUGCAGCAGACUAUGAAGAGUCACCCGCAGUUCCAUUCAAUCUUCCUAUGGAGGGUGAAUUUGGUUCAAGACCUUCCCACGCAGAAAGCGGGGAGAUUUUAGAUGAGAUGAUCACUAGAAGCAGGGGUGAGGUCAAGCGCAUUAACAGUCCUAAGAUCACAAGUUCAACAGCAACUCCAAUAAGAGAUACCAAGCUCCUUCAGAGCCCGCGCAUAUCAGAAAAAGCAUAUAGUCCACAGAUUAACAAACUGAGAGGCCAACAAAGUCCCCUUUCUGGUGGAAGGGGGACGUUCAGUCCAAGGACCGGAGAACCAAAGCCAUCCAAUUUGGGCACGAGUCCUCGGACAUCAACUCCUAACGACUAAGAGACGAUUAACAUCUUAAGACUAAACUAGUUUAAUAUGCCUUAAGUUUUGUAUUUUCAUUUGAUUAUCUCCUUUUUACUGCAUUAAUUGGGAAUGUAUUUGUAACAUUAGCCGUGUAUUGAUGUUUUAUAGUUAUAAUAGUUGAUAAGUAUUUUGUUCA